Messenger RNA from Volvox carteri f. nagariensis, 1358 nucleotides. RefSeq lists its product as uncharacterized. The transcript has 4 exons. Bases 1 to 633 code for a protein of 210 amino acids. The record is from RefSeq and is a predicted model, not a curated record. Lineage: Eukaryota; Viridiplantae; Chlorophyta; Chlorophyceae; Chlamydomonadales; Volvocaceae.
AUGUUAAAGAAUACGACGUUUUCGCGAUAUACCAACACGCUAGCGCGACGAAGCUCUGUAAGGGCGCAACCCUUGCUUUCGCAAUUGCACACUCGUCCACGUUGUUUGCAAACCUUACGCGCAAGCAGCGGCGUGGAGAGCUACGUUGUGAAGCCUAUCGCAAACGAAGCAGAUUUGGAGGCGGAGCGAACAUGGUUGGCUACCGCCAUGGCCACAUGGCUUGAUGAGGAAUGGACGGUGCUUCCGGAGCAUAAACAGCUAGGUGUGAAGCGGGGAGGGAGGGAAGCGGCCCACGGGCGCAGUGUGUGCAGCAGCGCGGAACGUAGCGGUCAGGCGGCCGCGAGCGCCUACGUGGAGUUGCGGAGGCGAGGAGAGGAUGACAUGGGUUCCGUGGUUCUGGCUGUGGCUUCGGAGCUGCUUCGCCCCGAGCUGGCUGCGGCCUUCCGUGCGUCCUUCACCGACCCCUUUGAGGUCUCCAACAAACUGGUGGAGACAGUGAUGUUGCGGGACGGUUGCGACGUGUGCUGCACUUCACAGGCCGACCGGGACCGCAUUCAGCGAAUCAAUGUCAUCAUGAGCAGUGGCGACAGCAGCUCGGAGGCGGGAGUCUGUUUGGGAAAAGAACGAGACUGAGAGAGACGAUUGGGGGGAGGUUUGGGAGGGAAACGUUAAGGAGGCGUAAAAAACAUCGAGUGGUCGCUUCUGAGGUGGUCGCUUGUGCACCUGGCGGCCGGGAAGGGGUAAAGACGCAGAUGCAUCUGGGCGCAGCUCCGGCAGCUCCAGCGCGAAUGUGCACUCUAGAGGCGGCCCUGAAGAGCUGCGGCGCCGUGUGGUGAAGCAUCAUCUGGGCAGCAGGACGAGCAGUACAACAUUUCACUCGACCUGGCAUUUGCCCGUACGGACUCUCGCCGUGUUGUUGUAUGUGUUGGCACCUUGUUGUGGCUGGCUGAUGUGGCCCUGGGCAUGGCGCACCUGGUGCGGCUGGUUUUAGGUACUACGGCUGCUGUUUGCGCUGGAGGUGCGGGGCGGUGCGGGUUAGGGCAGCUGCACAGGGGCUGGUGCGGGAGGACCGGGGCGGGCUGGAUACCAACACAACACCGGAGCGGGUAUGUAUACAGCCACCGCGCUAGUGGCAGUGCGACCGCUGUGUGUGUGGGGGGUUGAGGAGAUUGGAAUGAAACUAUAACAAACUACAACCCGCGUGUGUGUGUGUGUGUGUUGAAGGAGGGCAAGAUGGCUACACACUUGCUUCGUAUUCGUCGCAAAAAGAAAAAGAAAAUCGGAGCCGUGAGUUGAGAACAUUGAAAACAGCUCGCAACAACUUGGCAAUGUCGACACAACCACCUCUGUAAACGAAG